Molecule: messenger RNA, 3125 nt
Organism: Antrostomus carolinensis (chuck-will's-widow)
Lineage: Eukaryota; Metazoa; Chordata; Aves; Caprimulgiformes; Caprimulgidae
Gene: CBL
Product: Cbl proto-oncogene
Exons: 15
Coding region: 217-2559 (780 amino acids)
Biological process (GO): negative regulation of epidermal growth factor-activated receptor activity; cell surface receptor signaling pathway
Cellular component (GO): plasma membrane; membrane raft
Molecular function (GO): SH3 domain binding; ubiquitin protein ligase activity; receptor tyrosine kinase binding
Source: RefSeq, a predicted model, not a curated record
AGGUGGUGCGUUUGUGUCAGAACCCAAAGCUGGCGCUGAAGAACAGCCCACCCUAUAUCCUAGAUCUGCUCCCCGAUACUUACCAGCAUUUGAGAACCAUCCUGUCACGCUAUGAGGGGAAGAUGGAGACCCUGGGAGAAAACGAGUAUUUCCGCGUAUUCAUGGAGAACUUGAUGAAGAAAACCAAGCAGACCAUCAGCCUUUUGGAAAGAGCGGAUGUAUGAGGAGAACUCUCAGCCUAGGCGUAACCUGACAAAGUUAUCCCUCAUAUUCAGCCAUAUGCUGGCAGAACUCAAAGGUAUUUUCCCAAGUGGCCUAUUCCAGGGUGACACGUUCCGGAUCACCAAGGCAGAUGCUGCAGAAUUUUGGAGAAAGGCUUUUGGUGAAAAGACUAUUGUUCCUUGGAAAAGCUUCCGUCAGGCCUUGCAUGAAGUGCAUCCCAUCAGUUCAGGGCUGGAAGCCAUGGCCCUGAAAUCAACAAUUGACUUGACGUGCAAUGACUACAUUUCAGUAUUUGAAUUUGAUAUCUUCACACGACUUUUUCAGCCAUGGUCCUCUUUGCUCAGGAACUGGAAUAGCCUAGCAGUGACUCAUCCUGGUUAUAUGGCAUUCCUAACAUAUGAUGAGGUGAAAGCCCGGCUUCAGAAAUUCAUUCACAAACCUGGCAGUUAUAUUUUCCGAUUGAGUUGUACCCGGCUCGGUCAGUGGGCCAUUGGCUACGUCACUGCAGAUGGGAACAUUCUUCAGACAAUCCCACACAACAAACCUCUUUUUCAAGCACUGAUUGAUGGCUUCAGGGAAGGCUUUUACUUAUUUCCUGAUGGCCGGAAUCAGAAUCCUGACUUGACUGGCUUGUGUGAGCCCACACCUCAGGACCACAUUAAAGUUACACAGGAACAAUAUGAAUUGUAUUGCGAGAUGGGCUCCACGUUUCAACUGUGUAAAAUAUGUGCUGAAAAUGACAAGGAUGUGAAGAUUGAACCAUGUGGCCAUCUGAUGUGCACGUCCUGUCUCACUGCGUGGCAGGAAUCAGAAGGCCAGGGUUGUCCUUUUUGCCGCUGUGAAAUCAAAGGCACGGAGCCAAUUGUAGUAGAUCCAUUCGACCCCAGAGGAGGAGGAGGAUUAUCACGGCAAGGGGCAGAAGGAACUCCCUCACCCAAUUACGACGAAGAUGAUGACGACAGAGCUGAUGAUUCCCUCUUCAUGAUGAAAGAGCUUGCUGGUACCAAAGUUGAGCGUCCUCCUUCUCCGUUCUCAGUGGCUCCACAGGCCACCCUUCCUCCUGUGCCGCCACGACUGGAUCUUUUGCAGCAGCGAGUGUCCAGUCCACCUGGGGCUUCCAGUCCUGGGACCACUUCAAAGGCUGCACCUGGUACUCUUCACAAGGAUAAACCUCUGCCAAUCCCACCCACGCUCAGAGAUCUCCCGCCGCCACCGCCUCCAGACAGGCCACAUUCCAUUGGGACUGAAGGUCGACCUCAGAGACGUCCCCUACCCUGCACACCAGGAGACUGUCCUUCGAGAGACAAACCACCCCCUGUACCCUCCAACCGUCAAGCAGAUCUGUGGCCAGCCAGGCCAAUUCCAAAAGCCCCAUCUGUAGCUCUCAGCCCUGGUGACCCUUGGGCUGGGAGAGAACUGUCAAAUAGGCAUUCACUUCCCUUUUCCUUGCCCUCUCAGAUGGACUCCAGGCCUGACAGCCAUCGACUUGGGAGCACACUUAGCCUGGACAACCCAGUGAGCUUGAACAGUGGUCCACCAACAACCUCAGAGUGUGAGCACCCCAAAAUUAAGCCCUCCUCAUCUGCCAAUGCGAUCUACUCCUUAGCUGCCAGACCACUGCCUGUACCAAAACUGCCUCCUGGGGAACAGUCUGAAAGCGAUGAAGACACUGAAUACAUGUCACCAUCCUCUCUGCCUGUGGUGCCUCCAGGUUCUGCUGUACAAAAACCAGAGAUCAAAAUGCCUUUGGAAAUGACUCAAAGUUUACGAGCUCUAGACUGCGACCAGCAGACGGAUGGCUGUACCUAUGAAGCAAUGUACAACAUUCAUUCCCAAGCAGCAUCCUCUGCUUUCGAGACUGUCAACACUUCUGAUGAAGGGGAUCUGGCAGCAGCCACUGCCAGCAACGGCCCUGAAGAGUCAGAAAAUGAAGAAGAUGGCUAUGAUAUCCCCAAGCCACCGCUCCCAGUUGCUAUUGCUCGCCGCACACUGUCUGAUAUCUCCAAUGCCACACCCGCCUUCAGCCGAAUGUCUUUGGAAAAUGACCCUGUAACAGGUUUCUCAGAUGGCUCUCAAGUUCCAGAAAGGCCACCGAAGCCGCUACCACGGAGAAUAAAUUCUGAGCGGAAAGCGGGGAGCUGCCAAACAGGAGGAGCCAGCAGUGGGACCAGUGUGUCAUUGCAGCUCUCCAGUGAGAUUGAGAAUCUAAUGAGCCAAGGCUACUCAUAUCAGGACAUUCAGAAGGCACUGGUCAUUGCACAUAACAAUAUUGAAAUGGCCAAGAAUAUUCUCCGGGAGUUUGUUUCCAUUUCCUCCCCCGCGCACGUGGCCACAUAGCACAUUACCUCCACGCCUGCAGCUUCUGUGGACCAACUGCCUGGGCAGCUGUAGCCCAGCUACACACCAAAGGGGAAGGGGGUUCCUUUAGAGACUUCGUGCUGAGGUCAGUCCUCCCUCUUAAAGAGAAUCAGUUAUCAGGUUUUUGUGGUUCCAGAUUUCAAAGCAGUGGAAUGAAAUGGAGCAGAAUAGUGUUUUAUACAGUGUAUGUCUUGGAGUCCUUUACCCCUACCUCUUGUUUGAGAGAACAGAUUUAUUUCCAGGGUGUUGGUAGAGACAGGUAUCACAACAAGGGAUCCCCGAGCUGAUGCCCUGGAGGCUGGGGGGGAGUGUUUUGUGCUGUGAAUUCUUAAGUGAAUGCUCUGAGAAACAAAGUCUCGAGGUCUGUGGUAUGUCCUGUGGUUCAUGGUACUAGGUUUGGAUCUGUUCGCUGCUGUGUGUCUGGCUCAGGCUUUUUGGAGCAGCUGGGAGGUCACUUUCUGCUGGGAAUAAAUAGGAGACCUUGGAAGAAUCUUUGGAUUGCUUCCUGUUUGCCAUGGCGUUUCCCUCUUGCCUGCAAUAACAGC